GUUAUAGAUCAAAGUGUUGAGUACCAGAGUGUUAUAGAUCAAAGUGUUGAGUACCAGAGUGUUAUAGAUCAAAGUGUUGAGUACCAGAGUGUUAUAGAUCAAAGUGUUGAGUACCAAAGUGUUAUAGAUCAAAGUGUUGAGUACCAGAGUGUUAUAGAUCAAAGUGUUGAGUACCAGAGUGUUGAGUACCAAAGUGUUGAGUACCAAAGUGUUGUGGAUCAAAGUGUUGAGUACCAAAGUGUUGAGUACCAAAGAGUUGUGGAUCAAAGUGGGUACCAAAGUCAUGUGGAUCAAAGUGUUGAAUACUAAAGCGUAGUGGAUCAAAGUGCUGAGUACUAAAGUGUUAUGGAUCAAAGUGCUGAGUACCAAAGUGUUGAAUACUAAAGUGUUGUGGAUCAAAGUGUUGAGUACUAAAGUGUUAUGGAUCAAAGUGCUGAGUACUAAAGUGUUAUGGAUCAAAGUGCUGAGUACCAAAGUGUUGAAUACUAAAGUGUUGUGGAUCAAAGUGUUGAGUACUAAAGUGUUAUGGAUCAAAGUGCUGAGUACCAAAGUGUUGAGUACUAAAGCGUAGUGGAUCAAAGUGUUGAGUACUAAAGUGUUAUGGAUCAAAGUGCUGAGUACCAAAGUGUUGAGUACUAAAGUGUUGUGGAUCAAAGUGCUGAGUACCAGAGUGUUGAGUACUUAAGUGUUAUACAAAAAGUAAUGCUCAGAAAAGAAUUCAUGAAAAAGUGUUUCUAAUAACGUUUCUGACACGUUUCUGUAAACAUUAUUUCUAAUAAGUGCUAUUGAAAAAAUCCUGCCAACUACUUCAAAUAAAUCAAUUUCUAACAAAAGUGUUUCAAAUGAAAGUGAUUCUAACAAAAUUUCUAACAAAAGUAUUUUCUCAAAAAAUGUUUUUGACAACACCAUCUGGGCCCCAGCGAGUCAUCCAGACGUCUGGGCCCCAGCUAGUCAUCCAGACGUCUGGGCCCCAGCUAGUCAUCCAGACGUCUGGGCCCCAGCGAGUCAUCCAGACGUCUGGGUCCCAGCUAGUCAUCCAGACGUCUGGGCUGCAGCGAGUCAUCCAGACGUCUGGGUCCCAGCGAGUCAUCCAGACGUCUGGGUCCCAGCUAGUCAUCCAGACGUCUGGGCCCCAGCGAGUCAUCCAGACGUCUGGGUCCCAGCUAGUCAUCCAGACGUCUGGGCUGCAGCGAGUCAUCCAGACGUCUGGGUCCCAGCGAGUCAUCCAGACGUCUGGGCCCCAGCGAGUCAUCCAGACGUCUGGGCUGCAGCGAGUCAUCCAGACGUCUGGGUCCCAGCGAGUCAUCCAGACGUCUGGGCUGCAGCGAGUCAUCCAGACGUCUGGGUCCCAGCGAGUCAUCCAGACGUCUAUAUUAAGUUACAGGAUGCGUGGAGUCGUGGUCGUUGCAGUGUUGGUGAUGGUGGAAAUGUUGUCCAUCCUCAACCAGGCAGAGGGACUUAAGUCUCAGGAACGUGAGGUGGUUGCCGAAUUAGCAGCCUACAUCCUGCGUGUAGUUCAUGGUCCCUUGAAUCUCUAUGCUGACUUACCAAGCAAACGAAACUCCGAAAUUCUUAACACCCUUCUGGGCAGCCCAACAUUAAUGUCAGAGGUCGGCAAGAGAUAAAUAACUCGAUCAGCUCUGUUAUAUUCUAAAAGGGUAGCAGCAGGUGCGCGCGCAUGUGUCCUCAGGAUUUGAACGUUCAUACUAAUGGCUAAUUGUCAACAAGUUUAUUCACAAUAAAUAUUGCAUCAUCAAA
Molecule: messenger RNA, 1758 nt
Organism: Cherax quadricarinatus
Lineage: Eukaryota; Metazoa; Arthropoda; Malacostraca; Decapoda; Parastacidae
Source: RefSeq, a predicted model, not a curated record